Molecule: messenger RNA, 2127 nt
Organism: Melospiza georgiana
Lineage: Eukaryota; Metazoa; Chordata; Aves; Passeriformes; Passerellidae
Gene: TICAM1
Product: TIR domain containing adaptor molecule 1
Exons: 1
Coding region: 25-2127 (700 amino acids)
Biological process (GO): positive regulation of canonical NF-kappaB signal transduction; lipopolysaccharide-mediated signaling pathway; positive regulation of myeloid dendritic cell cytokine production
Molecular function (GO): protein kinase binding
Source: RefSeq, a predicted model, not a curated record
UGCUCUGGGCCAGCAGCUGCUGAGAUGGCACAGAGCGCUGAGGUGCAGCCCAGCUUCGAGGACGUGUUCAACAUCCUGUCCCAGGCCCCUGCAGAGAAACUGCUGAGCCUCAAACUCAAACUGAAGUACCUGGUACCUGGGCCCUGCAGCAAGUUACUGCAAGCCAUGGUCCUGCUCACUCUGGGCCAAGAAACGGAUGCAAGAAUUUGUCUGGAUGCCUUGAGGGAUAACCGGGCAGCCCAGUACGUCCAGCAGAUCAAACUGGGCACUGCAGGAGUGCAGGAAAACGGAGAGGAUGUGCAGCCUCCCCAGCUGGAUGCGGGUGCUGUGGCACUGCUGGCACAGGUGUACACAGUGCUGGCACAGGAACAGCUGUGCAGUCCUGAGGCCAGGGACAAAGCCUGCCAGGCCAGCAAGGACACCCAGCGGGGGACACUCAACAACAUCCCACCCAAGGAACAGGACAACGAGGGCUCAGGGGACAGGUUUGGGACACUGAGAUCCCACGAGGACGCAGCAUUUCCCCACACAGCCAGCUCCCACUGCAUGGUGAGGAGCUCCCCAGUGGAGAUCAGAGGCAGCUCAGACCUUUCAGGCCCACGGACCCUGUGCUCUGUGGGGAGCUCCUCCCUGUCCAGCCGUCUGGAGAUCAGUGCAUCACCAACAGUUGCUUUUCACACCCAGCCCUCUGUCCCCGAGUGUGUCCCCUGGCCCAGCCGUGCUGGACACCCCAAUGGGGACACAGAGAGCCACGACCCACAGGAAUCCAGCUGGGCCAGCACACCCAGCUCUGCCCCUCCUGGGCAGGGCACUGCUGCUCAAGAGCCCCAGCCAGAGAAGGUGCUGCAGGUCAGUCCCUGUCACCCCAGCCCUCUCUCUGUUCCUGAGACACCGCUGCCCUCGGAGCCUGCCCAAAGCAGUGACGUGUCCAGCACAGUGACAGAGCCCCACGCACCGAGGGAAAAGCAGCAUGAAAAGCAAUUACCUGCUGAUGUCCCUGACUCAAGGGCUGCAGUGGAUACUGCCCCUGCCCUCGUGUCCAUCCAGGACUCCUACAUUCCACCAGGCAUUCCCUGUAACUCUGCUUCUAUUUCAACCCCUUCCCUUCCUCCUCCUACUUAUCCCUUCUCCUCAACUCUUCCUCCUCUUCAGGAAUCUCCCUCCAAACUAUCAUAUCCCCCUCCCCUGCCUUCCUCCCCCUCUGCAGCCAGGCCUCCUGCUCCCCCAGCCACGGAUCCAGCAGAGCCAGAUGGUGCCAAGUUCGUCUCAUUUGUUGUCCUGCACGCCAGUGAAGAUGAGCUUGUGGCCCACGAGGUCAAGGACCUGCUGGAGAGCAUGGGGGUGCCCGAGGGUGCCACAGCCAGUGGGGAUUUCUUCAUCGCCGGGCGCAGCCACAUGAGCUGCUUCCAGGACGCCUUGGAGAACUCUGCCUUCAUCAUCCUCCUGCUGACCAAGAACUUUGCCUGCAAGCUGUGCCUGUUCCAGACAGACACUGCUCUGAUGCAGUCCAUCCUGGACCCCUCCAAGCUGGACUCAGUCAUCCCAUUUCUACCCAAGGCAAACGCCCUGGAGCGCAGCCAGAUCCCCAUGAUGCUCAGUGCGCUCGUCACCCUGGAGGAGAGCUCUCCUCUCUUCCCCAGGAAAGUGCAGAACACGUUCAACCCCGAGAGGAUCAGGGAGAAGAGAGCCAUGUGGGAGCAGCUGCAGAGGGAGAAGAAAGCCAUGUGGGAGCAGCAGCAGAGAGAGAAAGCCAUGUGGGAGCAGCAGCAGAGGAGGAAGCUCCAGGCACGUUGGGAACAGCACCAAGCCCAGCAGAACCUGGCUGCCCUGAGCCUGGGCUCUCCUCCCUGGGUGCCUCCAGCAGCACCACGGCCACCGUGGCCAGCAGGGCCAUCAGCCCAACCCUGGUGUCCCCCUGCCCCCAUGGACCCCCCUCCUGCUCAAAGGGGUCUUCCCCCUUCCCAAGCACAGCUGCCCCCAGGCCACUACAACCUCACACCAGGCCAGGCACCCCUCAUCAUCCAACAUGCCAGCAUGGUUCAGAUCGGGAACCACAACGUGAUGCAGGUGGGCACUGCCCCACCUGGGCCAGGGCACAGCCAGGAGCAAGCCAGGCACAACCUCUGA